UGGAUGCCAGUGAAACACUUGACGGGCUCGAGUGUUUCAAAUGGAUUCACCUCACUGCUUUUUCUUCUCAUUUUUUGCACCACCACAAAUGUUUUUGUAUUUGGUGAGAAGGAUCUCGCAGUCUCUGGUGAAUACAAUAACAACAAUUCACAAAACUUUAUAGACACAGCUAUAACCACACCAGAACCACAACCUAUUUUUGAUUUUGGUAUGCCAAGAAAUAUUUCGGCAAGAACUGGACAAGCGGCUUUAAUUAAAUGCCGGGUUGAUAAUUUAGGUGAUAAAUCGAUAUCUUGGAUUCGAAAACGAGACUUGCAUAUUUUAACCGUUGGUACCUCAACCUACACAUCUGAUGAGCGUUUUCAGGUCACCCAAACGCAGGACUCAAAGGAAUGGACGCUGCAGGUGAAAUUUCCCCAGCCACGAGAUAGCGGAAUCUACGAGUGCCAAGUUAAUACGGAGCCAAAAAUUUCCAUGGCAUUUCAACUGAGUGUUUUAGUUACACCACCCCAUGCAAAAGCUGCUAUUGCCGGUCCACCUGACCUGCAUUUCAAAGUUGGCAGCUCAAUUAUCCUAACCUGCAUUGUAAAACAACCCCUCAUAUCAACGAAAUUGGCUGGCCAAAUCCAUUGGUACCGGGGCGACGCAAUCCUUACACCCUUCAACACCCAUCCGAAUGAAGCAUUUGCAAAUCUCUCCCAAAGGAUUUCAAUGGAGUCCCAAUUAGGCGAUACACUAAAAUCAAGGUUAAGGAUAUCAAAUGCCCAGACAUUGGAUACAGGGAAUUAUACUUGCUUGCCGACAACAGCAAGCAGUGCCAGUGUAAUGGUCCAUGUGAUUAAUGAUGAAAAACCAGCAGCAAUGCAGAAAAGUAAAGGAAACAGCCUGUGGAAUUUAUGGUUUAUGGCCAAUAUUAUUAAUAUCAUCGAAUUAUUAAUUUACUUUUUGUUAUAGUAAUUUUAUUUUUUGCAUUUGUAUAGAAUACUGUACCUUGUUAAAUUUAAAAAAAUAAAAUUAAAAAA
Episyrphus balteatus (marmalade hoverfly) is the source of this 1022-nucleotide messenger RNA. RefSeq names its product zwei Ig domain protein zig-8-like. The coding region runs from base 4 to 954 and encodes 316 amino acids. Gene Ontology annotation, cellular component: neuron projection membrane. Gene Ontology annotation, biological process: synapse organization. The transcript is spliced from 7 exons. The record is from RefSeq and is a predicted model, not a curated record. Lineage: Eukaryota; Metazoa; Arthropoda; Insecta; Diptera; Syrphidae.